This is a messenger RNA of Coregonus sp. 'balchen', 19730 nucleotides long. NCBI's taxonomy places the organism in Eukaryota, Metazoa, Chordata, Actinopteri, Salmoniformes, Salmonidae. The record is from the annotation of a GenBank genome assembly.
UUGCCGCCACAAUAGUUAGCCAGCAAGCGGUUCACAUUUUGCUUGCUGAUGCCUCACAGAAUGGCGAAAUGUAUCCCAGACUAAAUGGUAUUUGUGGGAAAUAUGGAUUGGGAACAAUUGGAGCUCAACCCAAGGAUUAUAGCAGCCGUAAAGAAAGGUAAAAGAAACGGACGUUAGCUAGCUAGCCAUAAUUUGACUAGAUGUUAUUUAGCUAACUUUAUUCAACAGGUGGGACUAAUCCUGGAUGCUGAUUGGUUAAAACCAGCCGGUGUCUAUAAUUAAGCAAUAAGGCCCGAGGGGGUGUGCUAUAUGGCCAAUAUACUACGGCUAAGGGCUGUUAGUAUGUAUGACUCAAUGCGGAGUGCCUGGAUACAGCCCUUAGCGUGGUAUAUUGGCCAUAUACCACAAACCCCUGAGGUGCCUUAUUGCUAUUAUAAACUGGUUACUGAUGUAAUUAGAGCAGUGAAAUGUCUUGUCAUACACAUGGUAUACGGUUUGAUAUACCAUGGCUGUCAGCCAAUCAGCUUUCAGGGCUCGAACCACUGUUUUAUAAUCCACAAGUUACCACCAGCUAAAGCUAUGACGUUGAAAUGCCUAUUUACUUUGUUCCAUCUCACUGCGCAAUCCACUGUCAUCAGCCCAGCCAGCCAAUUUAUACAUUUGAUCUCCACUACAAAAAGCAUCUAGACAGUAUCUCCCAUUUCGUUUAGACUAGCGUUUGAUUUUCAACAGCAGAGAUAUGUUUAAACCUUGCUCUCUGUCUCUGACAUUUGCAAUAUUGUUUCAAUAUUGAAAUUCGAUCUCCAGCUGUCCCAUAGUAAUGAACGUGUCGGGACGAGAUGGACAGGCAUCUAGUCAGCCAGUUGAAAUCAUGAAUCAGCUGGCAUCAUUUUGAUGGAUGUUUACAAAGAAAUGUCAAUAGAAAACAGGUGAAACGAAAUGCAGCUAGUUUGCUGUCUUUCCAGUGAUUGUGUUAGCGGUGUUGUUGGCUAGCUCCUCUGAACAACAGUGUCCUGACGAGAGAGCACAUUUUCUAUGCCAGGCAAAAUCGCGGAUCAUUAGCUCAUUGUUAUACAUGUAUCCAAAUAAAUGUCACUAGAAAACAGCUUAUGCAAAUGCUGCUACUUUGCUAUUAUUCUGGCUGCACUUUUUGACGUGACUGUAAGGUAGUUGGCUAGCUAGCAAGCAAGGGAUAAGAACGUUGCCAGCCAGUAUGGCAAUGGAACAUUUUAGAACGAACGACUGGAUCGCGUCCAUAGAUACGCAACAAAACGACUGGGUCAUGUCGCUGGCAACCGAACCGAUAGAAUGAAUGACCAGCCAGCUUGGGUAGCAGCCCUAGAUUUGUGUCGGGACUGUAUCUUGUGGAAGGAUGAAAUAGUACGAAUCAAUUAAUCAAAAUUGUAUCAAAUUAAUCAUGCCCUCGAAGCCGGUGUUUGGAGGAUAUAUUGACACGGUUUGCUGCUAACACCCGUGCCAAUAUCAAAACAAAUUUUAUUGGCAAUAUAUCCUCCAAACACCGGCUUCUCGGACAUUAUCACUUAAACAUUCUCUAGUCAGAACGCGACUAUGCCAAGAUCAGGACAGCGUGGAUCUGGCUCAGAAAACGUACUUCAGUCCUUAAUUAUCCCAACUGGCAAAUUGAGAAGAUGGAAAUACAGCACAUUUUUCGUCAACAUGCAAGGCUAGCUAAUGCUAUAGCAGCUCAUUGGAUUCCAUGAAAAUGCGACGACUAGCGUUGGUGAGCAGUUACUCGAAAGUGUUGUCGAAUUCAAUGGUCUGCUAUAGCAUUAGCUAGGCUAGCAUGCUGACGAGAAUUUUUCAAACUUCUAGAUUUGUCAGUUGGGAUAAUUAGAAGUACACUGCCAUCUCCCAUCCCUGGACUGAGGUACAUUUUCUGAGCCAUAUCGUGGCCAGCUCUGCACUGUCCUGAUCGUGGUAUAGCUGCAUUCCAACUCAAUAAUGUGCAACUGCCAGCCCGCAAUUCGGGGCGUUCCUGCAUGUGGGCAUUCACCCCCUUUUCAUGCUUGAGCUUAUUUCUCACUAAUUUUGCCCACAAAUUUGUUUACAUCCCUGUUAGUGAGCAUUCCUCCUUUGCCAAGAUAAUCCUUCCACCAGACAGGUGUGGCAUAUCAAGAAAGUGAUUGAACAGCAUGAUCAUUACACAGGUGCACCUUGUGUUUGGGACAAUAAAAGGCCACUCUAAAAUGUACACAAUGCCACAGAUGUCAAGUUUUGAGGGAGCGUGCAAUUGGCAUGCUAACUGCAGGAAUGUCCACCAGAGCUGUUGCCAGAGAAUUGAAUGUUCAUUUCUCUACCAUAAGCCGCCUCCAACAUAGUUUUAGCCAGUUUGGCAGUAUGUCCAACCGGCCUAAUAACCGCAGACCACGGUGUAACCACACCAGCCCAGGACCUCCACAUCCGGCUUCUUUACCAACGGGAUAGUCUGACAUGAGCCACCCGAACAGCUGAUGAAACUGUGGGUUUGUGCAACCAAAGAAUUUCUGCAAAAACUGUCAGAAACCAUCUCAGGGAAGCUCAUCUGUGUGCACGUCGUCCUCAACAGGGUCGCAACCAACGUCAGUGGGCAAAUACUCACCUUCGAUGGCCACUGGCACGCUGGAGAAGUGUGCUCUUCACGGAUUAAUCUGUUUCAACUGUAUUAGGCAGAUGACAGACAGCGUAUGGCAUCGUGUGGGGCAGCGGUUUACUGAUGUCAACGUUGUGAACAGAGGGCCCCAUGGUGGGGUUAUGGUAUGGGCAGGCGAAAGCUAUGGACCGCGAACACAACUUCAUUUUAUCGAUGUCAAUUUGAAUGCACAGAGUUACCGUGACGAAAUCCUGAGGCCCAUUGUGGUGCCAUUCAUCCGCCGUGAUCGCCUCAUGUUUCAGCAUGAGUGCACAGCCCCAUGUCGAAAGGAUUUGUACACAAUUCCUGGAAACUGAAAAUGUCCCAGUUCUUCCAUGGCUUGCAUACUCACCAGACAUGCCAUCCAUUGAGCAUGUUUGGGAUGCUCUGGACGUGACGUGUACGACAGCGUUUUCCAGUUCCCUCCAAUAUCUAGCAAAUUUGCACAGCCAUUGAAGAGGAGUUGGACAAUAUCUGUGACCAACUGAUGCAUAUCUGUAUUCACAGUCGUGAAAUCCAUAGAUUAGGGCCUAAUACAUCUUUUUCAAUUGACUGAUUUCCUUAAAUGAACAUGUUGCGUUUUAUAUUUUUAAAUAUUUGUCUUAUGCUUUUGGUCUUGUACAGAAUACUAUCCUACUAGAAGUCAGAUACACGAUAUAUACAAAUGUAUGUGGACAACCCUUCAAAUUAGUGGAUUCGGCUAUUUCAGCCACACCCGUUGCUGACAGGUGUGUGUAUAUAUAACCGAGCACACAGCCAUGCAAUCUCCGUAGUCAAACAUUGGCAGUAGAAUGGCUUUACUGAAGAGCUCAGUGACUUUCAACAUGGUACUGUCAUAGGAAGCCACCUUUCCAACAAGUCAGUUCGUCAAAUUUCUGCCCUACUAGUGCUGCCCCGGUCAUCUGUAAGUGCUGUUAUUGUGAAGUGUUAACGUCUAGGAGCAACAACGGCUCAGCCGUGAAGUGGUAGGCCACACAAGCUUACAGAACGGGACUGCCGAGUGCUGAAGCAUGUAAAAAAUAAUUUGUCCUCAGUUGCAACACUCACUACCGAGUUCCAAACUGCCUCUGGAAGCAACGUCAGCACAAUAACUGUUCAUUGGGAGCUUCAUGAAAUAGGUUUCCAUGGCCGAGCAGCCGCUCACAAGCCUAAGAUCACCAUGCGCAAUGCCAUGCAUUGGCUGGAGUGGUGUAAAGCGUUCUGCCAUUGGACUCUGGAGCAGUGGAAACGCGUUCUCUGGAGUGAUGAAUCACACUUCUCCAUCUGGCAGUCCAAUGGACAAAUCUGGGUUUGGCAGAUGCAAGGAGAACGCUGACUGCAUAGUGCCAACUGUAAAGUUUGUUGGAGGAGGAAUAAUGGUCUGGGGCUGUUUUUCAUGUUUCGUGCUAGGCCCCUUAGUUCCAAUGAAGGUAAAUCUUAACGCUACAGCAUACAAUGAUUUUCUAGACUAUUCUGUGCUUGUUUGGGGAAGGCCCUUUCCUGUUUCAGCAUGAUAAUGCCCCGUGCACAAAGCGAGGUCCAUACAGAAAUGUUUUGUCGAAGUCCGUGUGGAAGAACUUGACUGGCCUGCACAGAGCCCUGACCUCAACCCCAUCAAACACCUUUGGGAUGAAUUGGAACACCGACUGCGAGCCAGGCCUAAUCGCCCAACAUCAGUGCCCGACCUCACUAAUGCUCUUGUGGCUGAAUGGAAGCAAGCCCCGCAGCAAUGUUCCAACAUCUAGUGGAAACCCUUCCCAGAAGAGUGGAGGCUUUUCUAGCAGCAAAGGGGGAACCAACUCCAUAUUAAUGCCCAUGAUUUUGGAAUGAGAUGUUUGACGAGCAGGUGUCCACAUACUUUUGGUCAUGUAGUGUAUAAAAUGGCUCUGUGUAGCUCAGUUGGUAGAGCAUGGCGUUUGCGGCGCCAGGGUUGUGGGUUCGUUUCCCACGGGGGGCCAGUAUGAAAAAUGUAUGCACUCACUAACUGUAAGUCGCUCUGGAUAAGAGCGUCUGCUAAAUGACUAAAAUGUAAAAAUAAUAUGCCAUGAAUACGAGGCUAGAUUUAGCAACGAAGCUAUUUAGCUAGUGACCGAUCUAGAUUAUAUUAGCAACAUACCCUUAUUUUACCAGAUCCUCUUCUCCUUCACCCAGUGGAGGUCUUUAUUUAAUUGCUUAUAAUUUUUGCCAACUAUAUCAAAUCAAUUUCAAUUCAUGGUGUCAGAAUGCACUGCUGUAUUAAAGCUGCAAUAUAUAACCUUUGGGGCGACCGGACCAAAUUCCCAAAGAAAUGGGAGUUAUAGAUCUGUCAUUAUCAUUGAAAGCAAGUCUAAGUAGCAGUAAAGCUGUUCUAUGUGUGCUAUUGCUAUGCUUCCCGCUGAAAUACAAUAUUUCUGGUUAUAGAAAAUAUAUUUCACAGCGUUUUAGUUGGUACAAUGAUUCUCAACACUAUGCUUGCUUGUUUUGUCACAAUAGCCAUCUAGCCAGACUAAUGUUGCUAACUAGCUGACCGUGAGCUAGCAAGCUAGAUAACAGGCAUUUUCAAUUUAAAACUUGCCUAAGACAGUUCACAGAAUUGUCCAUUUAAACAACUUUAGCCAAUUUAUUAAUACAUUUAGCUAACAUUAGAUAGUUAAUCCAGAGAUUCUUACCUUUACCUCGAUUCGACAGUCUCGUCCAGGUCAUCAUGGCCCUGGUGAGUGAUGUGAAGCUUGAGACGGGCAUUUGUAGUGCUGUAUGAUAGCCACAUUAGCAGCUAAUUAGCAUUUAAUUUUGGAGGGGUAAAUAAAUGCAAGUCACCUUGUCUGAGAGAGAUUUACAUGGUUAUGAAAACGUCACGCCAGGGUAAGCCUACAUUUAGUGAUCCAAUUGACAUUUUAGUAAUUUAGCAGAAGCUCUUAUCCAGAGCAACUUACAAUUAGUGAGUGCAUACAUUUUUCAUACUGGCCCCCCGUGGGGCCAGAUACACAGCCCUUAUUUUAAAUGUUUCUAAAAUUCACAAUGGAUAAAAUGAAUGGUGGAAAAACGAUUGGAACCAUUUGUGUUUGACCGCUAGGUUAUAUGGGUGUUAUGACUCAUCAGAAUCAUACUGUGGUAGGCUAUUACCAUGAGCCCGUCCUCACCAAUUAAGGUGCCACCAACCUCCUGAGUUGUAUUGCCAUAUGACUUGGAAACUUAGCUAAUGUUAUACCCCUUGACUUAUUCCACAUUUUGUUGUGUUACAGCCUAAAUUCAAAAUUGUUUAAAUAUAAUUUUUUUCUCACCCAUCUACAAACAAUACACCAUAAUGACAAAGUGAAAAGAUGUAUUUAGAUUUUUUGUGCACAUUUAUUGAAAAUGAAAUACAGAAAUAUCUCAUUUACAUAAGUAUUCACACCCCUUUGUCAAUACUUUGUAGAAGCACCUUUGGCAGAGAUUACAGCUGUGAGUCUUUCUGGGUAAAUCUCAAAGAGCUUUCCACACCUGGAUUGAGCAACAUUUGCCCAUUAUUCUUUAAAAAAUUCUUCAAUUUCUGUCAUUGGUUGUUGAUCAUUGCUAGACAAUCAUUUUCAGGUAUUGCCAUAGAUUUUCAAAUAGAUUUAAGUCAAAACUGUAACUCGGCCACUCAGGAACAUUCACUGUCUUCUUGUGUUUUAGGCUAUUGUCCUGCUUAAAGGUGAAUUCAUCUCCCAGUGUCUGGUGGAAAUCAGACUGAACCAGGUUUUCAUCUAGGAUUUUGCCUGUGCUUAGCUCCAUUCCGUUUCUUUUUAUCCCGAAAAACUCACCAGUUCUUAACGAUUACAAGCAUACCCAUAACAUGAUGCAGCCACCACUAUGCUUGAAAAUAUGGAGAGUGGUAUUCCGUAAUGGGUUGUAUUGGAUAUGCCCCAAUCACAACUUUUUGUCCUGAGUACAAAGUGUUAAUUUCUUUGCCACAUUUGUGGCAGUAUUACUUCAGUGCCUUGUUGCAAACAGGAUGCAUGUUUAAACCAAUUUGUAAGUCGCUCUGGAUAAGAGCAUCUGCUAAAUGACGUAAAUGUAAUGUUUAGGAAUAUUUUUUAUUCUGUACAGGCUUCCUUUUCACUCUCAAUUAGGUUAGUAUUGUGGAGUAACUACAAUGUUGUUGAUCCAUCCUCAGUUUUCUCCUGUCACAUUCAACUUUUUUCUGUUUUAAAGUCACCAUUGGCCUCGUGGUGAAAUCCCUGAGCAGUUUCCUUCUUCUCUGGCAACUGAGUUAGGAAGGAUGCCUGUAUCUUUGUAGUGAGUGGGUAUAUUGAUACACCAUCCAAAGUGUAAUUAAUAACUUCACCAUGCUCAAAUGGAUAUUCAAUGUCAUCUUUUUUUUAACCCAUCUACCAAUAGGUGCCCUUCUUUGCGAGGGAUUGGAAAACCUCACUAGUCAUUGAGGUCCACUGAGGGACCUUACAGAUAAUUUUGUGUGUGGGGGGUACAGAGAUGAGUCAUAAAAUAAUAAUGUUAAACACUAAUUGCACACAGAGUGAGUCCAUGCAACUUAUUAUGUGACAUGUUAAGCACAUUUUUACUCCUGAACUUAUUUAGGCUUGCCAUAACAAAGGGGUUGACUCAAUACAUUUUAGCUUUUCAUUUUUGUAUACAUUUUGAAACAUUUUGAAAAACAUAAUUCCACUUUGACAUUAUGGUGUAUAGUGUGAAGGCCAGUGACGAAACAUAUCAAUGUAAUCUAUUUUAAAUUCAGGCUAUAACAACAACAAAUGUGGAAAAAGUCAAUGGGUGUGAAUACUUUCUGAAGGCACUGUACAACAUUUUGCUUUGCUAGUCAACGUUGUGUUGUUAAAAUGCAUGCUGUAGGUGCGUCUUUGCUCAUAAUGAAUUUAUGUUGAUCUUAGCUAAUGUGAAAUCAGCGAGGGAGAUUCUCAGUCUCUCGGGUCCGGAUCUACAACGACUCACCCACCUGUCAAAGUCAGACGUGCAACACCUGCACACAGCUGUUGCUGUCUCUUACCGCAGACAUUCGCCUGUAACAGGUAGGCAUGCUCUAUUCUAUUGCAGGAUUCUCCAACUCCGAACAUGGAGAGCUACUGGGUUUGCAGGUUUUGAUUCCAGCCCAGCACUAACACACCAACUAGCUACAGUUGAAGUCGGAAGUUUACAUACACUUAGGUUGGAGUCAUUAAAACUUGUUUUUCAACCACUCCACAAAUUUCUUGUUAACAAACUAUAGUUUUGGCAAGUCGGUUAGGACAUCUACUUUGUGAAUGACACAAGUAAUUUUUCCAACAAUUGUUUACAGACAGAUUAUUUCACUUAUAAUUCACUGUAUCACAAUUCCAGUGGGUCAGAAGUUUACAUACACUAAGUUGACUGUGCCUUUAAACAGCUUGGAAAAUUCCAGGAAAUGAUGUCAUGGCUUUAGAAGCUUCAGAUAGGCGAAUUGACAUAAUUUGAGUCAAUUGGAGGUGUACCUGUGGAUGUAUUUCAAGGCCUACCUUCAAACUCAGUGCCUCUUUGCUUGACAUCAUUGGAAAAUCAAAAGAAAUCAACCAAAAAAAAAAGGUAGACCUCCACAAGUCUGAUUCAUCCUUGGGAGCAAUUUCCAAACGCCUGAAGGUACCACUUUCAUCUGUACAAACAAUAGUACGCAAGUAUAAACACCAUGGGACCACGCAGCCGUCAUACCGCUCAGGAAGGACACGUGUUCUGUCUCCUAGAGAUGAACGUACUUUGGUGCAAAAAGUGCAAAUCAAUCCCAGAACAACAGCAAAGGACCUUGUGAAGAUGCUGGAGGAAACCAGGUACAAAAGUAUCUAUAUUCACAGUAAAACAAGUCCUAUAUCGACAUAACCUGAAAGGCCGCUCAGCAAGGAAGACGCCACUGCUCCAAAACCGCCAUAAAAAAGCCAGACUACGGUUUGCAACUGCACAUGGGGACAAAGAUCAUACUUUUUGGAGAAAUGUCCUCUGGUCUGAUGAAACAAAAAUAGAACUGUUUGGCCAUAAUGACCAUCGUUAUGUUUGGAGGAAAAAGGGGAUAGCUUGCAAGCCGAAGAACACCAUCCCAACCGUGAAGCACAGGGGUGGCAGCAUCAUGCUGUGGGGGUGCUUUGCUGCAGGAGGGACUGGUGCACUUCACAAAAUAGAUGGCAUCAUGAGGAAGGAAAAUUAUGUGUAUAUAUUGAAGCAACAUCUCAAGACAUCAGUCAGGAAGUUAAAGCUUGGUCGCAAAUGGGUCUUCCAAAUGGACAAUGACCCCAAGCAUACUUCCAAAGUUGUGGCAAAAUGGCUUAAGGACAACAAGUCAAGGUAUUGGAGUGGCCAUCACAAAGCCCUGACCUCAAUCCAAUAGAACAUUUGUGGGCAGAACUGAAAAGGCGUGUGCGAGCAAGGAGGCCUACAAACCUGACUCAGUUACACCAGCUCUGUCAGGAGGAAUAGGCCAAAAUACACCCAACUUAUUGUGGGAAGCUUGUGGAAGGCUACCUGAAACGUUUGACCCAAGUUAAACAAUUUAAAGGCAAUGCUACCAAAUACUAAUUGAAUGUAUGUAAACUUCUGACCCACUGGCAAUGUGAUGAAAGAAAUAAAAGCUGAAAUAAAUCAUUAUCUCUACUAUUAUUCGGACAUUUCACAUUCUUAAAAUAAAGUGGUGAUCCUAACUGACCUAAGACAGGGAAUAUUUACUAGGAUUAAAUGUCAGGAAUUGUGAAAAACAGAGUUUAAAUGUAUUUGGCUAAGGUGUAUGUAAACUUCCGACUUCAACUGUAACUAGCUACGUUUAGACAGGUGUGUUAGUGCGGGCUAACCCUUUAAAGCCUGAUGUCUGAUAUACACACAGUCCCGUGUGGCUCAGUUGGUAGAGCAAGGCACUUGCAAUACCAGGGUUGUGGGUUCGAUUCCCAUUGGGGACCAGUAAAAACAAAAUAUGAACAUGGAUGCACUCACUACGAUAUGUCGCUCUGGAUAAGAGCGUCUGCUAAAUAACUCAAAGGUAUGUCACAACACCUGAGGGGUAUCCUACAAACAAGCUAGAUCUAAUCAGGGUUUUCUAAAGCUAACCAGGUUCAGCUUCACAUUCCAGCUGGUGGAUAUUGCUCGCCUCAUUCACAUUACCCAUAAGCACUCAGUUAAGUUGCGCCGGAUGUCAUGCAUUUCAAUGGAAUGGAGUCGCAAUACCCCCUUGCUGUUGAAGGCUUCAUUGCGAGACGGACGCUGCAUACAUUUAAAUCUUUCAAACUCGAAGAACAGGAAGUUACCAAACCACAGAAGAAGAUGACAAUAUGUGGUUUUCGGUGAUGGCUUUAUGGGAUAGUUAGCAACUUGUAAACAAUUACCCAUUCCUGUAAGUGAGUACUAUUUUAAUGGUAGUGUUAAAUAAUACACAUUGGCUGUUAAGACAGUUAUAUUAUGACUGUUGCCUCCCGUUUUUAAAUAUGUGAUGGUACAAUACAAUAAUACCAGUCAAUAUCAGCAUGUGAAGUAGCUAGUUAGCUAUAAAAUCGCCUAAACAAACUGCACUAUAAAUGUAGGAGUCUAUAAUCUAACCAUGUUCAACCUGCAGAUCGAUGUGCCUCGCAGAGUAGAGUCUGACAUUCGCAACGGCACCAUACAAUACACGCUGACUGAAGAGGCAGACAAAUGGGAGUAAUGUGGUGGACCCUCUGUUAAAUUACACAUUUCUCGAGGUAGGAAUAUCGCAAAAAUAGACAACCUCCCGCGUUAUGAAAUUGGCCAGUAUUGAAAUCUGACGUGUAUGAAUAGACGUUUAUGCGAUCUAAAAGUCUCAUUCCUAUUAACUACUUCUUCUUUAGGAAAACAGCCCUAAUGUUGGAAACAUUAUGUUGACUUCCAGAGUUACAUUUAUACAUUUUCCAAGCUAUAGAAGUGUUUUUUUGUUUAGUUUUUUGUCGGAUAAACACUCCAAACAGCCUACCCGACCGCUCAGAGGCGUUUGCAUGUUCCUAAAGCACACUGUUGCCUCGUUUUGUAUCACAUUUCAAUGAUAAAACUGGGGGGGACAAAAAUGCAAUUUCAGAAUGUGGAGGGGGCCAUGUGCACCCCUGAUUUUUACAUACAGCAGGUUUUUAAAUGACAAAAGGGUUUGGUCUGCUUCAUGUUUUCAUUUUUGCCAUGGUAAAAAUAUUGUGAUAAUAUUGUAACGUGAACGGGCAAAAGCAGAGAGGCAUGAGCACCCUUCUCAAAUCUAAUAAUAAUCUGCACUGCUCUGUCAUGUCAACAAUGCCUUGAAGCAGCAUGAUGCGUUGUUCAGAAACCUUGUAUGUAUUUUCCAUAAAAUAUACACUAUAUAUACAAAAACUAUAUAUAUAUAUAUAUAUACCCCUUCAAAUUAUUGGAUUCGGCUAUUUCACCUGUUGCUGACAGGUGUAUAAAAUCGAGCACACCGCCAUGCAAUCUCCAUAAAAAACAUUUGCAGUAGAAUGGCCUUACUGAAGAGCUCAGUGACUUUCAAUGUGGCACCGUCAUAGGAUGCCACCUUUGCAACAAGUCAAUUUGUCAAAUUUCUACGGUCAACUGUAAGUUCUGUUGUUGUGAAGUAGAAACGUCUAGGAGCAACAACAGCUCAGCCGCGAAGUGGUAGGCCACACAAGCGCACAGAUAUCGUCUGUCCUCGGUUGAAGCACUCACUACCGAGUUCCAAACUGCCUCUGGAAGCAAUGUCAGCACAAUAACUGUUUGUCCGGAGCUUCAUGAAAUGGGUUUUCAUGGCCGAGCACCCACACACAAGCCUAAGAUCACCAUAUGCAAUGCCAAGUGUCGGCUGGAGUGGUGUAAAGCUCACCGCCAUUGGACUCUGGAGCAGUGGAAACGCAAUCUCUGCAGUGAUGAAUCACGCCUCACCAUCUGGCAGUCCGACUGACGAAUCUGGGUUUGACGGAUGCCAGGAGAACACUACCUGCCCCAAUGCAUAGUGCAAAUAUUUAAAGUUUGGUGGAGGAAGAAUAAUUGUCUGGGGCUGUUGUUCAUGGUUCGGGCUAGGCCCUUUUAGUUCCAGUGAAGGGAAAUCUUAACACUACAGCACACAAUUAAAUUCUAGACGAUUCUGUGCUUCCAACUUUGUGGCAACAGUUUGGGGAAGGCCCUUUCCUUUUUCAGCAUGACAAUGCCCCCGUGCACACAGCGAGGUUCAUACACAAAUGGUUUGUCAAGAUUGGUGUGGAAGAACUUGACUGGCCUGCACAGAGCCCUGACCUCAACCCCAUCGAACACCUUUGGGAUGAAUUGGAACGCCUACUGCGAGCCAGGCCUAAUCGCCCAACAUCAGUGCCCGACCACACUAAUGCUCUUGUGGCUGAAUGGAAGCAAGUCCCCGCAGCAAUGUUCCAACGUCAGGUGGAAAGCCUUCCCAGAAGAGUGGCUGUGAUAGCAGCAAAGGGGGGACUAACUCCAUAUUAAUGCCCAUGAUUUUGGAAUGAAAUGUUCGACGAGCAGUUCGAGUGUCCACAUACUUUUGGUCAUGUAGUGUACUUCCAAAAAAAAGUCUAAGUUCAAACAAUUUUUACAAAGAGUUCAAUCUUGGUUUCAUCAGACCAGAUAAUCUUGUCUCUCAUGGUCUGAGAGUCUUUAGGUGCCUUUUGGCAAACUCCAAGCGGGCUGUCAUGUGCCUUUUACUGAGGAUUGGCUUCCGUCUGGCCACUCUACCAUAAAGGCCUGAUUGGUGGAGUGCUGCAAAGAUGGUUGUCCUUCUAGAAGGUUCUCUCAUCUCCACAGAGGAACUCUAGAGUUCUGUCAGAAUGACCAUCGGGUUCUUGGUCACUUCCCUGACCAAGGCCCUUCUCCCCCGAUUGCUCAGUUUGGCCCUGCGGCCAGCUCUAGGAAGAGUCUUGGUGGUUCCAAACUUCUUCCAUUUAAGAAUGAUGGAGGCCACUGUUCUUGGGGACCUUCAAUGCUGCAGACAUUUUUUUGUACCCUACAGCAUGAUGCUGCCACCACCAUGCUUCACUGUGGGGAUGGUGUUCUCGGGGUGAUGAGAGUUGUUGGGUUUGCGCCAGACAUAGGGUUUUCCUUGAUGGCCAAAAAUCUCCACUUUAGUCUCAUCUGACCAGAGUACCUUCUUCCAUAUGUUUGGGGAGUCUCCCACAUGUCUUUUGGCGAACACCGAAUGUGUAUGCUUAUUUUCUUCUUUAAGCAAUGGCUUUUUUUCUGGCCACUCUUCCGUAAAGCCCAGCUCUGUAAAGUGGUCCUAUGGACAGAUACUCCAAUCUCCACUGUGGAGCUUUGCAGCUCCUUCAGGGUUAUCUUUGAUCUUUUUGUUGCCUCUCUGAUUAAUGCUCUCCUUGCCUAGUCCCUGAGUUUUGGUGGGGGGCCCUCUCUUGGCAGGUUUGUUGUGGUGCCAUAUUCUUUCAGUUUUUUUAUAAUGGAUUUAAUGGUGCUCCGUGGGAUGUUCAAAGUUGUGGAUAUUUUAUUAUAACCUAACCCUGAUCUGUACUUCUCAACAACUUUGUCCCUGACCUGUUUGGAGAGCUCCUUGGUCUUCAUGGUGCCGCUUGCUUGGUGGUGCUCCUUGCUUAGUGGUGUUGCAUACUCUGGGGCCUUUCAUAACAGGUGUGUGUAUAUAUACUGAGAUCAUGUGACAAAUCAGGUGACACUUAGAUUGCACACAGGUGGACUUUAUUUAACUAAUUAUGUGACUUCUGAAGGUAAUUGGUGGCACCAGAUCUUAUUUAUGGGCUUCAUAGCAAAGGGGUUGAAUACUAAUGCACACACCACAUUUCCAUUAUUUUCUAAAUAAUUUUUUGAAAGAAGUAAUUUUUUGAAUUUCACUUCACCAAUUUGGACUAUUUUGUGUAUGUCCUUUACAUGAAAUCCAAAUAAAAAUCCAUUUAAAUUACAGGUUGUAAUGCAUUUGCAAACAUUUCUACAAACCUGUUUUCGCUUUGUCAUUAUGGGGUUUUGUGUGUAGAUUGCUGAGGAUUCUUAUUUAAUUAAUCCAUUUUAUAAUAAGGCUGUAACAAAAAGUGGACAAAGUCAAGGGGUCUGAAUACUUUCCGAAGGCACUGUAUCUGUUUUAAAUUAUACUGUCAAUCCUCAAUAGGAAACUGAAAUGUAUAUAAUAUAAUAGACAUGACCAUUUAUGUUGACUUUCGACGGUGGGUGGACCGGCGGCCGUCUGUGGUAGUAACUACAAGUUAAAAUGUCAAUUCAAUUUAAAUUUCAAUGGUGUAUGAGAUAAAUUGCAGUGGUCUGAAAGGAUCCUUCAAUGAGUCUUCGGCACAGGACAUAUAUUGCUCAUCCCUGACACUUGGAAGUGAAAAAGACGGUUGCUAUAGGGGCCGACGUGCAGUAACCCUGAUGAGACUAUGGCGGUGAGUGAAUAUACCGCCUCUACCCUCUGUUCUAUCGACAAAUGUGCAAUCGCUGGAGAAUAAACUGGACGAACUACGUUUGAGACUAUCCUAUCAACGGGACAUUAAGAAUUGAACUAUGCUAUGCUUCUUGGAGGCAUGGGUGACAUGGACAUGGAUAAUAUACAGUUAACAUUUAGGCCUAAUUAAACUGUCUCAUUGGGCAAUGUUCAACUUCAAUUCACUGGCACUAUGUAAAAUAUAUUAGCCCAUACACAUUGAUAGUAAAAUCUGUACUUUAAUAUACUUUUGGUGUAUUUACUAGGCAUUGCAAGACAUUGCGAUAAAGAUUACCAAGAUAUAGCCUAUGCGCACGGUUCUGGUUGUCUGCCUGCCCCUCUCCCACCCUCGCUGGCUCGCCUGCUCUUUCUCUUCUCUAAGAAAGAUGCUGCACACGAGGUGGAAUAUAUGGGACUCUACGUAGUUCUUUGCAUAGAAAUAAGAAAUCAUUCUUAUUUCUAUGUUUGUGUCAUUUGCUACCAGCUAUGAAACAAAACGGCAGAAAUACUUUGAAAAUAGCUACGGCAGGAUUUUUGUUUGCUAUAAAUCACAACUCGCACCUGGUCAUACUUUUUACUUUUUCAGUUCGAACACAUCUAUUUUUAGGCGCAUAUGCGAGUAAAAUGGUCGCACUGUAGAGCCCUGAAAUGUACUCACAGAGACGAUGAAGGAGCAUCAUGCUCUCCUCCUCCUCCAUGUAAAGAAAUUUGACUGCAGCCAACCACAGCGCACACAAAUCACACUGCCCAUAGGUACUGGGAGGCGGGACGGGGGGCCAGACUGUCAAACCAGCAGUGUUUCCCUGUCAUCGCUCGCUUUGUGACUGACAUGUCCCUGUCCUAUCAAUAGAUCGCUAGAAGAUGCAUAUAGUUCAUUCUAGUGGGAGAGGGCAGGGCAUACUUUUUUUUUCUUCUGACUAGCGAAUGGAAAAGUAGCCUAGUUAAUUUAAGGUUGAGUCCAAAACAGGAGGUUUAAAAAGUAACAAAGUUGUUUUCAGUCCUCUGCAGCAUUGCUUUAAUUAACAAAAGCCUGCACACCCAGUAACUCACGAGGACCAGAGUUGGAGUCUCACUCUAUCACUGUAUCUAGCCACCCGGAAGUGAUUGUAGCCUAGGCUUUACAAUCCUAGGUUCAAACAAGUUAUAGUCUAUUAUUCAAACUAACUGAUUAUCUGUUUGUUUUCACACAGCCUUACAAGUGCACCGCGGAGAGUUUCCCUCUUUGGAAACUGGGUACAAGCUAAGUUUGGCUUGCCCCGUUCUGGACGCUCUACUGCGAGGUGGUGUACCGUUGAGCGGCAUCACAGAACUGGCAGGGGAGAGCAGUGCAGGAAAGACCCAGUUUGGCUUGCAGCUGUGUCUCUCUGUGCAGUACCCACUGGAGUAUGGAGGGCUCAAUUCAGGUGACCUAAUGGAUAAAUCGGACUGAAUCGGGGAGGGACAAACUGGACUAGCCUGUCCAAUAAGGAACACUCAUUUUAAUUUCGGUUGCAAAACAUUUGAAAACGUUUUCCAUUGCAUGUCCUAAUAAACGUGACCCAGCUCUUUGUUGACAGUAUUUUGUCCUGAUGUUCUGCCUGUAAACCCAUAUUGCCUAAAUAUUGUAACUUUUUAAUUAUUGUCAGAUAGUGCUGCUUAUGGCAUGAAAUGUUGUAUGUGUGUUUGUCUUUACACCUGCAGGAGCUGUGUAUAUUUGCACAGAGGACUCGUUUCCCAUCAAGCGUCUGUGGCAGCUCAUUACCCAGCAGGCUCGGUUGCGGCCAGAGCUUCCCCAGGCCCUGAUACGGAGCAUCCGUUUCAGCGACAACAUCUAUAUAGAGCACGCUGCCGAUCUGGUAAGACAGUGGUGCAACAGACACCCACUGUAGUGGAGAAUUCCUAUAAAACGCCACUGGCACAGGUUGAGAGCAGUUCAUGACGCGUCCGCAUAGAAUUGGCUUUCCAGACGUAGAUAUGUAGCACGAUGGGACAAGGACAUCCCUGCCGGCCAAACCCUCCCUAGCCUGGACGCUGGGCCAAUUGUGCGCUGCCCCAUGGGUCUCCCGGUCGCGGCCGGCAGCGACAGAGCCUGGACUCUAACCAGGAUCUCUAGUGGCACAGCUAGCACUGCGAUGCAGUGCCUUAGACCACUGCGCCACUCAGGAGGCCUGGAUUUUUUUGCUAAUUUAUAUUUAAAACAAAAUAAUAAUGGAAAUAUCACAUUUACAUAAGUAUUCAGACCCUUUACUCAGUACUUUGUUGAAGCACCUUUGGCAGCGAUUACAGCCUCAAGUCUUUUUGGGUAUGAUGCUACAAGCUUGGCACACCUGUAUUUGGGAAGUUUCCCCAUUCUUCUCUGCAGAUCCUCUCAAGCUCUAUAAGGUUGGAUGGGGAGCGUUGCUGCACAGCUAUUUUCAGGUCUCUCCAGAGAUGUUCGAUCGGGUUCAAGUCCGGUCUCUGGCUGGGCCACUCAAGGACAUUCAGAGACUUGCCCCAAAGCAACUCCUGCGUUGUCUUGGCUGUGUGCUUAGGGUCGUUGUCCUGUUGGAAGGUGAAACUUCGCCCCCAGUCUGAGGUCCUGAGUGCUCUGGAGCAGAUUUUCAUCAAGGAUCUCUCUGUAGUUUGCUCCGUUCAUCUUUGCUUCGAUCCUGACUAGUCUCCCAGUCCCUUCCGCUGAAAAACAUCUCCACAGUAUGAUGCUGCCACCACCAUGCUUCACCGUAGGUUUCCUCCAGAAGUGACACUUGGCAUUCAGGCCAAAGAGUUCAAUCCUGGUUUCAUCAGACCAGAGAAUCUCAUGGUCUGAGAGUAUUUAGGUGCCUUUUGGCAAACUCAAAGCGGGCUGUCAUGUGCCUUUUACUGAGGAGUGGCUUCUGUCUGGCCACUCUACCAUAAAGGCCUGACUGGUGGAGUGCUGCAUAGAUGGUUGUCCUUCUGGAAGGUUCUCCCAUCUCCACAGAGGAACUCUGGAGCUCUGUCAGUGACCAUAGGGUUCUUGGUCACCUCCCUGACCAAGGCCCUUCUCCCCCGAUUGCUCAGUUUGGCCAGACGGCCAGCUCUAGGAAGAGUCUUGGUGGUUCCAAACUUCUUCCAUUUAAGAAUGAUGAAGGCCACUGUGUUCUUGGGGACCUUCAAUGCUGCAGACAUUUUUUGGUACCGUUCCCCAGAUCUGUGCCUCGACACAAUCCUGUCUCGGAGCUCUACGGACAAUUCCUUUGACCUCAUGGCUUGGUUUUUGCUCUAACAUGCACUGUCAACUGUGGGACCUUAUAUAGACAGGCGUGUGCCUUUUCAUGUCCAAUCAAUUGAAUUUACCACAGGUGGACUCCAAGUCGUAGAAACCUCUCAAGGAUGAUCAAUGGAAACAGGAUGCACCUGAGCUCAAUUUUGAGUCUCAUAGGAAAGAGUCGGAAUACUUAUGUAAAUAAGGUAUUUCAGUUUUCCGAAGGCACUGUACAUGUGACCAGGGUUUCUGUGCUGUCCCAACAGGGUGCACUGCAGGCCUGCGUGUCCCAGCGGGUGCCCAUCCUGCUCUCCCGGGGCCUGGUCCGGCUGGUGGUGGUGGACUCAGUGGCGGCCCUGUUCCGCAGCGAGUUCCAGGCGGACGAGGGCAUCGAGAGAGCCCGCCACAUGCUGACCUUUGCUGCCACUCUCCACCGCCUGAGUCACAACUACAGUACCCCGGUGCUGUGCAUCAACCAGGUAGGGAAGAGCCUUAACUGCUCAGCAGACCCGGGUUAAAUGCACUAUAUCAAAGACUAUUUAGGUUUGCCUGGUACUAGUAGGGGAAACACUGAAAUAGUUCCAAAAGUGCAAACUCGAGUAUAUACGUAAACUUCAUGUAUUUCACCCAGUUCUGCUACACAUGCAUGUCAACCUAGAUUAUGUAUUAUGCUUUCUUGGCUCACUUGAAAAGGAGAUGUUUAUCUCAAUGUGACUUUGCUGUUUAAAUAAAGGAUAUAUCAAAUUAAUAAUGUGUUGUUGGAUGUGUUCUAUUGAUAUUGCAUGAUAUAAUUUUGUUAUAGUAGCCUGACCCUAUAGAUAAACAAAAGCUAGCAGCAUGUUCAGAAUAAUGUAAUGAGUUAUUGCACCGUACCUCUUCAGGUGACAGAUGUAAUUGAUGGCCCAGAUCCAGCACACUGUAACUUUGGGUAAGCUGUUUGAGUCUCCUGAUUAUAUUUACUAGCAUAGAGAGAUACAAGUAUAGAUCCCAUGUAUCAUUAGUGUGUGUGCGUGUGCACCUCUGUGUGGUGUGUGUGUCUCUAUGGCUGUGUGUCUUCGAAUAAUAGUAGUAGUAGCAGUAAUAAGGUGGGUGCUUACGUUUGUCCUAUUUCACACAUGUACAAGUGUGUGUUAAUACAUGUGUGAAUUGGAAUUUUGUUGAUUGUAUAUCCCACUCCCCCUCAGACACCCCCGGAGAGUGGGGUCACGGCCAGGGAUCAGACAUUAUUGACGGUGUGUGUGUGUGUGUUUGUGUGUGUGUGUGUGUGUGUGUGCGUGCGCGCACUUCUUUCCCAGGCUGGUGGACAAUAAGGUGCUGCCCGCCCUGGGCAUGGCCUGGGCCAACCAGGUGAUGGUGAGGCUGAUGCUGCUCCGCCUCCCGGGCUGCGUGGGCACUGGGGAGCAUGGCGGCAGCAGCGCACCCCGCAGGCUGGAGGUGGUGUUCGCCCCCCACCUCCCCAGAGUCAGCUGCCUGUGUGGGGUGUGGGAGGAAGGAGUGAGAGGGCUGCCAAACACAGACCCCGGUCCGUGACCGACAGCAUUACAAAGAGACUUGAAACCACAAGCGAAGUGGGACUGAACGAGUGUACCUAAAUCCGACAAACCUUUACAGUUGCAGGAUACAGAAAAGUGUCAAAUGUGAAAAUGAUAGGGACCCGCACACUGUUUAGAUGCUCUCUGUAGUUUGGUCUUGGCAAUAUUGUAACCACAAAGGGACUUUAUCAGGGGUUUCAGGGGUGAUUCCAGCAAGGCAUGCACACUGGAGGAGAGUGGACACUGCAGGAUGGCAGGACUGUUGCCUUACCUUGUGCUUCGACAUUCCAUAGUGAAGCCUAUAUGCAUUUAAAAGGAGAGAGAUGGUAUAAAAAGUAUGGAAGUAUGGUGAGUCAAAUUAUAUGGAAAUCCUCCUGACAAACCAUGUCUAUACCUUUAAAAAAAUCAAAUUCAGUUUUUAGCAGCAGACAUUUUUCUGCUUCUCUUUUCACAACAGAAUUGAAUAUAGACUAUUGCAAAAGUUGUUGUUUUUCGCACGACACUUCUGAAGUUUGAUUUGCACAGCAGUGUGUGCCUGUUGGAGGGAGCCGACACUUGAUUUAGAAAUCGGCAGUACUGUGGUGUAUGCCAAUCAGUACUGACAGUAAACCUGGCUGAGAAGUUCGCAGAACAUCCUAGUAACAGCACUGCCGGUUUCUAAAUAGUGUAAUUUCAUUCCAACCAAGAGAUGCUGCUCUGGAAGUCAAAUGCACUUCUGAAAACACAGUGCAAAAAACUAUCUGAAAUUAUUUAAUUCUGGCCAAAGUGUUUCAUAUGUUACAUGACGUUCUAUCCAGUGGUGUAGUGGUAAAUAAAAUUGGUGGGUAAACGCUGAUCGCCGUUGGUGGUGAGUGAAGUAACGCUUUCUAUACUUUCAAUGCAUUUUUCCCUGAUAGGUGGGUAAACACUUGCACGCAAAAAAAGUGAGUAAAUGGCAUUCACGUGCAUUUACUCGCCAUUAAACCACUGGUUCUAUCAAAACUGUAACAAAUGUGGAAAGGAAAAUGUGUUUGAUGGUGAAGCACCACAUUGGAAUAUCAUAACUGUAAAGUGUUUCCUCUAUAUCAGGGUUGC